This is a messenger RNA of Zymoseptoria tritici IPO323, 2685 nucleotides long. RefSeq lists its product as uncharacterized. The record is from RefSeq and is a predicted model, not a curated record. The annotation marks the transcript as partial. Lineage: Eukaryota; Fungi; Ascomycota; Dothideomycetes; Mycosphaerellales; Mycosphaerellaceae. The transcript is spliced from 2 exons.
GAGACGGAAGCGAACGAUGUUGCAGCGAAGGACAAACAGCCGGCUCCUGCGCAACUCCAUGAUGCCGCAGACCAAGCGAGUAAGGCGAAAGAGGACGACGAGUCUACUGCAUCUCCCCCGAGAUCUAUAGCGAAACACGCCCAGAAACCCUCCAUAGCCAGCGUUUCCGAAUUCUCCCACCAGCCCAUUCCUGAACGACUCUCCACGGACGAUUCUAAGCCCGACGAAGAGGAUGAAUGGCAAGAGAUGCCCGCUUUGGCCACACAUCGUAUCUACGACGACUGGGGCAAAGUGCUGGCGAAAGAGUACGGCGAAGUCGAGGAUGAAACGGUCAAGUACGGCACACUAGGCGGUGCCGGCAAGGGAUACAGUCGCGUACAGAUGGAGGAGGAUGCAAAGUCCGCUACGAGUCUGGACGAUCAUACAGCAUAUCUGUUCAAGGAUGGGUAUUCGCGGAACGUACUGGUGGAAGAGGAUGAUGACGAUGGGAGAGAUCUGCUGUCGCAAAUGCAGACCACAAAGGAAUUGCUUACAGAAGGCCAACGGAUCGCAUAUGUAGGAGUGGUGAGGCUGUCGCUCGCUCAGAUGGCGAAACAGAUUGCCGAGCUGGAGCAUACGAAAGGCACGAAGAAAGAGCUGGAGACCGCCCUCGAGGCGAUGCGCAUGUGGAGUCAGAAGAUCAUGUUGCGGCUAUAUAAUCACAUGGAGAUCGACGCGAGAGAGCAGAUCAUGGUGGAGCAAUUGGCGGAUCAUGGAGUGCUCCCAGAGGAUUUGACGCCGGCAUUGAUGCAGAAUGCGAGGGUGAAGAAUCCAAAGAUGGAAGAGGAGGACGAAGCUUCGCAGCCCGGAUCUGCAAGACAGUCGGUAUCUUCUCCUCUACCGUCAAGACCGACGAUAGAGUCAAAACCUGCUACACCUGCCGCAGAGGAUGCUCCACCACCAGCAUAUCACGAGCACACGGCUGAUGAGCUGACCAUACAAGACCCGGACGACCUACAAGACGAGAAGAAUCUCGACUUGGACAUCAGAUGGACCGUGCUAUGUGAUCUGUUCCUGCUUCUCAUCGCAGACAGCACCUACGAUGCCCGCUCAAGGCAGCUUCUGGAGCACGUCGGCAAAGCGCUCUCGGUCGAAUGGCAAGACAUCUGCCGCUUCGAAAAGCGAGUCACUGACGCACUAGAAAUGCAAGAACAAGGCGACAAGGAAAAUUGGAACGAAGACGAGCACCUUGAUGCUCGCCGUAAAGCAGCACGAAAUCGCCGACUGAUGGUCAUGGGAAUGUGUACCGUCGGUGGCGGUCUAGUCAUCGGUCUCAGCGCUGGCCUCCUCGCGCCUGUCAUUGGAGCUGGUCUCGCGGCGGGCUUCACCACCAUCGGCGUGGCCGGCACGGGAGGAUUUCUCGGAGGCACUGGUGCUGCCGCUCUGAUCGGUACUACCGGUACGCUCAUAGGAGGCAAAAUCGGCCUGACCACGAGCCACCGACGAACAGGCGCCGUCAAAACCUACGAGUACAAACCGCUCUUCAACAACAAACGCGUCAACCUCAUCGUGACAGUAGCAGGCUGGAUGACGGGCAAAGUCGACGACGUGCGCCUCCCCUUUAGCACCAUCGACCCAGUCAUGGGCGACAUCUACUCGGUCAAUUGGGAACCCGAAAUGCUGCAGUCGACCGGGCAGACCAUACAAAUCCUCGGCACCGAAGCUCUCACUCAGACGAUUCAACAAGUCCUCGGCGCCACCAUCCUCACCACCCUCAUGGCCGGCCUCUCCACGCCCAUGAUCCUCGCCAAAAUGUCCUAUCUCAUCGACAACCCCUGGACCGUCUCCCUCGCCCGCGCCGACGCCACGGGCCUCAUCCUCGCGGACUCGAUCAUCGACCGUAACCUCGGCGUCCGACCCAUCACCCUCGUGGGCUUCAGUCUCGGCUCCCGCGUCAUCUUCUCCUGUUUGAAAGAACUCGCUCGAAGAGGUGCAUUCGGCCUGAUUCAAAACGUCUACAUGUUCGGAUCCCCGGUGGUGGUCAAGAAAGACGAGUACAUCCGCGCCCGCAGCGUUGUCCACGGCCGCUUCGUCAACGGCUACGCGACCAACGACUGGAUUCUCGGCUACCUCUUCCGCGCCACCUCGGGAGGCAUCAUGCGUGUCGCGGGUCUCGCGAGCGUGGACGUCACGGGGAUUGAGAACAUCAACGUCACGGAACAUGUCCCCGGCCACAUGGCGUAUCGCGCGAUGAUGCCUACUCUCCUCUCCAACGCGGGCUGGGCGGUGGAAUCGCUCGAGUACACGGAGAUUGAAGACCCGGAUCCGGAUAAUCACGAUAAACGACAGAGGGAAUUGCUGAACGAGAUUGAAGAGGCGAGACGACAGUUGGAUGAACAACCCGAGAAGAAAGGGUUCAAAGCGUUCUUUUCGAGGAAGAAGGCGACGCAGAAGAAAGUCUGGGAGACGUAUGAUGAGCGGAACGCUCGCGUCCUCGAAGGCGACGAAAAAGCCGCGGAGCAACUCGCGCAGGAGUCGUUGGCCAAGGAGGCGAAUGUCAUGUUCGACGUGGACGCUAUACGAAAAGAAGCAUUGGCGCUCGCAAUUCAACGACCCAGCGACAUUGAAGAGAUCAAACAACAUCUCAGCGUGAGGGAGAUUAAGAGUACCAUGCCCGCGUUGAAGGUGGACUUGAACUCUUCGCCU